Messenger RNA from Austrofundulus limnaeus, 1595 nucleotides. RefSeq names its product MARVEL domain-containing protein 2. Gene Ontology annotation, cellular component: apical plasma membrane; cytoplasmic vesicle; bicellular tight junction. Lineage: Eukaryota; Metazoa; Chordata; Actinopteri; Cyprinodontiformes; Rivulidae. Gene Ontology annotation, biological process: bicellular tight junction assembly. The record is from RefSeq and is a predicted model, not a curated record.
GUCAUCAGUAAUCAUUGAAUUAAACUGUUACAGGAGCAGGUGAAACUUAUUUCUCACUGAUAUAUAGAUACAAACGGAACAUACAGGUGAGCAUGUGGAGUUUCCUAGCGCAGGUGAACUGCUCCUCUGUGAAGUGACGUCAGAGGGAUGGGCAGGUCACGUGGUGGAGUCUAAAGGAAACCGCUGGUUUAAUGUUACUGAAAUGGGAGAGAAAAGGAGGAUAUUUAUCGAAGAGACGAAGGAACUACCAGCAUUCUCAUGUCCAAUGUAAGAGAUUUUUAUGGACACAGUGAGGGUGUCCGCAGGGCGCCACACUAUGACCAGGUUCCUGCAGACACCUUAUCCCACUCAGACUGUCUUCACCUGACUGCUCCACAUCUGGCUGUGAGUACAGACCCUCUUCCUCCUCCACAUCUGCCGGAGCAGCCUCCUGUAGGCCCUGACUUUGAUUCCAGCGACAGUGAGUACAACGUCGACCCUGAACCUGAUCCCACCAUUGAUAUCAAACCAGUUCACCGUUUCAUUCCUGAUUCCUGGAAGAGCUUCUUCAGAGUCAGCAGUCGCAGCAGCAAGACGCUGUGCUCCAUGCCUGUAUCCUCCUCUAACAACAACAACAACAGAACAACAGACGGCGUGCGCUGUUCCCCUCCACACUCCCCAUCUCUUCCUGGAUCAUACCAGGACCCCCACAGUGGCUCGGGUGGCAGCUACAACUCCCGUAAAGAGCUUCUCGGAGGACAGGGAGGGUCAGUGUCGGGGCGUACACACCACACAGGUCUGACUUACAGCGAGCAGGUGGAGCAGUACCACCAGCGCUAUGGCUACAUGAAGUCAUGGGCGGGGCUUCUGAGGAUUCUGGGCUGUGUGGAGCUACUGCUGGGAGCUGCCGUGUUCGCAUGUGUCUGUGCUUAUAUCCACAAAGAUAAUGAAUGGUUCAAUAUGUUCGGAUACUCGUCUCCUGGAGGAAGUUUUGGGCCUGGGUAUGGCUCUGGAUUUGAUGGAUCCUACUACACCGGGCCCAAGACCCCAUUUGUGCUGGUGGUGGCAGGUCUGGCCUGGCUGGUGACUGUGAUCCUGCUGGUCCUGGGGAUGACCAUGUACUACCGCACCAUCCUGCUGGACUCCUCCUGGUGGCCUCUGACAGAGUUCAUCCUAAACCUGGCUCUGGCAGUGCUGUACAUGGCAGCAGGUGUCGUUUACGUUCGGGACACCAAUCGUGGAGGGCUUUGUUUCUACCCGUACUUCAACAACGGCAUCAAUGGGAUGUUCUGCCGAGUGGAGGCGGGUCAGACUGCAGCCAUUGUGUUUCUGUUUGUCACUAUGAUUGUGUAUCUGAUUGGAGCCAUUGUGUGCCUCAAGCUGUGGAGGCAUGAAACUGCACGCAGGUACCGGGAGAGGUACGGCCAAGAGCCAUCUGAGAUGCGAGCUGUGAUGACAACAGAUUCUGCUCCAGUUCCUAGAAAUCCAGAGCAGGUUAAGAGUUCUUCAGUGGUUCCCAUCCAAGCGCCACUAAAAACAGUUCCCAAAAAGCUUGUACAAGGAACAAUACCAUCAGGAUACAUCCCCAAACCUGUCAUUGUGCCUGAUUACAUUGG